Messenger RNA from Microbotryum saponariae, 651 nucleotides. The record is from the annotation of a GenBank genome assembly. NCBI's taxonomy places the organism in Eukaryota, Fungi, Basidiomycota, Microbotryomycetes, Microbotryales, Microbotryaceae.
AUGUCCUCCUCGUCCAAUGCAGGCGUCAAGCUACCCCCGGAUGUCAACAGGAUACUCUGGGUCAAAGUACGGUGUACCCUAUCUCAACUCUCCACCACAACACCUCACUGACCGACUCUGUCACCCUUCCCUCCCUCGUCCUCUCCCUCCCCCUCCCUCCUCUAGAACCUCAACUACAAGACCAAAGGCGAUGACCUGUACGACCUCUUUGGCAAAUACGGUGCGAUCCGUCAGAUCCGAUUGGGCAACGAACAAAAGACGCGCGGCACGGCCUUUGUCGUUUACGAGGACGUGCACGAUGUGAGCGUUGCAUUCAAUCUCGGUUCUCGGUGCGGUCAAGACGAGCAAACGUUGGGGAGCUGAUGAUGGUCCUUUUUGGGGUACGACAGGCGAAGCAGGCUUUCGAUCAUUUGAACGGGUUCCAUCUGCAGGAACGGUACCUCGUCGGUAAGCGCGACUCCUCCAAUCCUAAUACUGUGCCCUACAUUCCUCAGUCUUCUUCAGACCUGACACGAUCUUACCUCCCCCCCUACAGUCCUGUAUCACCAAGCCGCGCGCCAAGCGAGCAAGACGGACCUGGCCAGGAGGGAGAAAGAGUUGGCCGAGCUGAAGAAGCUGCAUCAGAUCGCCGACGAGGACGCGAGUGCAUAG